Molecule: messenger RNA, 2758 nt
Organism: Drosophila elegans
Lineage: Eukaryota; Metazoa; Arthropoda; Insecta; Diptera; Drosophilidae
Exons: 4
Coding region: 138-2675 (845 amino acids)
Source: RefSeq, a predicted model, not a curated record
ACAUCAACAAAUAAUUUAGACUACUUUUUUACAAGUUUUGAUUAUUAAUGUUUUUUUUGUGAAUUCCUCGUAAUUGGCCAUGAUUGAAGGUGGAACGUUAAACAGGAGGAGUUUUAGGCCACACUUUUACGUUCAAAAUGUGUGAUCCAUGUCGAGUUUUAAGGAGGUGCAACAGCUGCCAUGGCGGAUGUUAUUGCUUUCCUAGACAGAAUUGCCGUCCGCGAUCUUGUUCCAUUGAUUCGCGUAAUUGCCGCGUUGUGUUUCCUGGGGAGUUCCAAAAGUUCUCGGAUAUGAUUCCACCUAGUUUUCUUCAAAAGCAGCCAAAGCCAAUUAAGAAGAAAAAGCGCUCAAAGAGUUGCACAGCAUGUGACGAUAUAUGUAAAGAUCCGUGUGCGGAUAAAUGUACUCAAAAGUGUGAUAAUCCAUGUCGAAUGGUUGAAAAGGAAAAGGAUGUCGAUGAGCAGCAAUGUGAUGAAGGGUUCCGGCAGGAUGGUAACACAGGGUUUGGAGCUUUAGGACCCGGUUUUAACGAAGCUUCAGGAGCAGGUUUUGGUUUUCAGCCGGGACAACCUACUAUUAUCCCAUGCUAUGGCACCUACGGACCGAGUGGAAACCCCAUGAUAUUUGGAAUGCCCCCACCCACUCAAUAUGGUAACUUCGGAAUCCCUGGACCGGUGGUUUUACCCGUGGCUCAGCCAUCUGUAGCAGGUCAGGGUGAUUUUCGAAAUCCAAGGGGACCUCCGGCGGCCGGUUUGCCCACUAAACAUGUAUCUGGAUUCAAUCCCUGUACUGGUGAAAUUAUGCAGUGCGAAAAUCAGCCAAAUUCCGGAGGGCAACAAUGCCCGUCUUAUAACCAACUCUGCCAGGGUUUGGGCAUGGGUUUUGGGCCAAACAGUCAGUAUUAUCCAUGCAAUGUUGCACAGCAACCAGUAGCUCCAAUGCAUGAAUUCCAAAGUAAUCCACAUGCGAGUCAAGUUCCUCAAGUUGGUAACAGGAGCAAGUCAAUGGGACCUCCAGCGCAAAGACAACCAACCAGCUUUGCACCUUACAAUCAGAAUUAUUCCUAUAAUGUGGGAGUUCUUUCUCCAGAAUCAAGGCAAGUUCCUCAAACUAUGUCACCUUCAGUUGAAGUGCAUCAAGAUGUUACCAGGUCAAAGUCCCCAAGACAGCGGAAUGAGUCGAGAGGAGGUCGUUUGGAUAAGCCAUCCGAGUUCAGAAGAACUACAGUUUUCAAUGAGCUGGGAAUUGAACAUAACAAUCGGCAAUUUUCAAAUAACGUUGGCGAGAGAAAUCCUGAUCCUAGAACACUUCCCAAAUCUAAGCCAUCUGUGGGUCGAAGUGAUAGAAGGUCUCCAGACUCAAGAAAACCAAAUCCUUCAAUGGGGGCACCCUCAAACCACUCUAAACAACCCGAAUCGCAUGUACCCUAUAUUCAACAGAGUGUGGGCAUGGGUUUUGAUCCAUCCAAUCAGUACUUUCCUUAUAAUAUCGCCGAUUGUCCCUUGAAUGCGACCUUUGUUCUGGAUUCCUCUUACGGUCAGACACGCCAAAAUAAUGAAAGAUCGCAUUCUGUUGGAGCACGAAACGUAUCGAAGAAAAGGCCUGAAACGAGUAAAAAAUCUGAAGGGAUAUCAAGUAAAAAAUCAACGGCAGGAUCGCCUGCUGAUCAACCAGUGAAAUGCUACUGCACGCGGUUCGAUCCUAACAAUCAAUAUUAUCCCUAUUAUGUAGCUGAAGAAGGGGAAUGUCCGCCUCCGGAGAAGAUGAAAGACUCUAGGGAAUGCUCGAAGCUCCUUAACCGUGUCACCGACUCCUGUCCUCCGUGUGAUCUGCAGAAGUGGUGCCAUCUCCUGAUGCCUAAGGGAAAGUCCAAAAAGCAGGGAAAGCCGGCUGCUAAAAAUAACAGGAAAACGCAUGGAUCAAUUAAUUUGGGAGGCAAGUCCAAGAUGAGCCUGCCGAGUUCUAAGGCGCAGAACUCCAACGAGGUAGUCGAUAGUGAAACACCUCCAACGACAACUUCCGUGGAUAUCGAAACGCCCCAAGCUGCAGAUUCUGGCUGUCCGUGCGGUUGCAAAGGUCAAUGUCCUGCACCUUCGCCAAAACCGGAAAUGCGCAGCUGCAGCUGCUCUGCCAACUUACCUGAAGUAAACAGAUCCACGGCAGCGCCCCCUUGUCCCGCGAAUUCCGGAAACACCGCCUGCUGGAACUCAUGUCCUUAUACCUGGCACUAUAGUCCCUGCAACGGAUACUAUUACUACUGCGCGAACUGCUGCAAUGGGUGUCAUAAUUGCUGCAAUCACUGCUGCAGUCCGUGCGGUCGCUGUUGCAGCGGCAGCUCCCCUUCUCAGCUGGAGAAAGUUCCUCCGAAACCGAAGCAGAAGGAAAAGCCGGACAAACUGAAUGGAAGUAGCAGUAGGCGAUAUCCUGCAGGAACGGCUGUGGAUUUUAACAAUCUGUUGAAUAAUCCAGGAAGUUGUAGAUUGCCUCCUCCGCCUGGCAUAUACAACUGCUCCAUGCCGGCGGUUUCAACUAUGCCGGGAUAUAGUCCAACUGCUCAGCCCCAGUUUAACUCCCCCUACAGUGGUCAUGGGAAGGCGGUCGGGGUGAAUAUAAAUCGGACCAAUCAGCAUUAUAACCAAAGUCCCUUGAACAUCAGCUGCAUGCGCCACGGAUAGUUUACAUCAUGUCUAAAUUAAACGUUGAACAUUUUUUUACAUUUUAACACAAGCCUAAAUAAAGAUCUAAAGUUUACCUUUAA